AUGCCGGAGGAAGCACCGGUGAUAAGGACGACCUUGCCUGAGACGUCUUCGGAGAAUAUGGAGUUGACAAAUGAGAGGAAGAGCUUGAGACACUGCAAUGGGGGCACAAAGAGCAAGAGGGAGAAGAAGGUCGCCGGAGGUGCUACUAAGUUGAGGAAUUGGUGGAUCAAAUCCAUGGCCUCUUUUCGAGAUCGAGAGUUAAAAAAUAACAAAGAUGAUGGAUAUGCAUGCAAGAGAAAAUGCCAAUGUCGCAAGGUGCAGUGUGGCGUUUGGGUGGCAGCAUUGCAUGAAACAAGUUCGACACGUAGUCCGGUCCGAAGCGGUGACAUAUGCCAAGACGAUGGUGGCCUACUAUUCAAUGGAAUUUUGGAGAAUCGGUAG
This is a messenger RNA of Ilex paraguariensis (yerba mate), 381 nucleotides long. NCBI's taxonomy places the organism in Eukaryota, Viridiplantae, Streptophyta, Magnoliopsida, Aquifoliales, Aquifoliaceae. The record is from the annotation of a GenBank genome assembly.